AUGGUUUAUAGUUGUUCUAUGUCAUGUUUUCAGGGUGGUUCAAGUAAAACAAUGGUUAUGGCUGCAAGACCCAGUAAGGUUUACAUUCCUUUUGAGCCUCUUUUGCAAAAGAUAACUGCUUGGCUGCAGUUCCCUGCACCAGUUUAUGGUUUCAUUGAUAGUGCUAGGAAUAAUGCCUGGGUCAAGUUGUUCGGCCAAAUAGUCGAUCACGUAUCUGACUUCACAUAUGAUCAGCUUAGGCUCCAUGAAUUGUGUUUGAAGCUGUUUAGGAACAAAUGUGCUGAAUUAUUACAAGAUAAAGGGAAAUCUCCUAAGCCAGUUACAGGGGAGAGCUCUGGACAUGGCUUGGGUGUGGACAAUGUGCAUGUAUCCAUUGAUUAUGCACAAGUGUUGGUGAUCGUUGUGCGGAAAACUGGUGCAUCUGUAACAACAAUUGAAACAACUUGGGUAGAGGGUCAUGGCUUUGUCUCAUGGGUUAUGAUUAGCUGUCCCCGAAGUAAUAGUGGAAUGGAAUGCAUUUUUAGUGAGUUUUGUGCUUCAGCAAGCGUUGCUGAGCAAAGAGUUUCGAAGAAGGCGGUGUUUUACUUGGCCUGUAAGUAUAACCUUGAGAUAGUUGAUGCUAACUAUGGAGCUACAGCGAAGAUGAGUAGAGAGUGCUACUUGCUAAGAGAGAAGUACUUAAUUCUAAAGGCACAUCUUCACCGAUUGGAACAUGCUCCUCCACAAGCUCCUACUACAUCGCCCGUAGUUCAUGAGGAAAAUGUAUCCCCAGUUGAUGAAGCUGCCCCUGUCCCGGUUAGGAGCACUCUGCCAGUUACUCCAGCUAAGCGUAAGAAACUACUGCAAGUGGCUCAUGAACAAGAAUUAGAGGCAAGCACCUCGGGACAGGCAGUAUCUGGUUUGCUGGAAUUAGGGCAGUUGUUUUGUGAUCGUCAGUAUGGUAUUCCGUGUUUAUCACGUAAAAGUUAUGACAGAAUGAAAAAGGCUUCCCAACAGGCAUCUCAGUUAGCUAAACAUAGUGAACAACAAGCCGGACAAUCUUCUGUGUCACGCGUUUCAAGACGAAAUCGAUUACUGAAUGGAUCCAUGGAAGUGCAAUCUGAUAGAAUACAGUCACAUUGUGUGCCUAUUACGUCUGGCAAUGAAACAGCCCAGGCAUCAUUAAGUAAGCAGCACGGACCAAAUAAGCUAUCACGAUCACGUGUAACUAAAAAAAAGCGUAGUCUUGAUGAAAUGGCGCAGAUACAACCAAAGAGGUCAGUGCACAAGAAAAGGAAAUCUCAACCAAAACCCAAGCCACAGCUCAUUCCUGCUGCUAUGUCUGGUCAGCCACUUUCAAUUGCACCUCUGAAAUUACCGUCUCCUGCAUGGUGUGUGAAAUGUGGUGCAAAGAUGUUUGCUUUUGAAACUCUGAAUUUCUGUUGUGGUGAUGGAGAUAUCAAAAUUGCAACAAAUGAAUACCCUUCAGAACUUAAGCGAUUGUUCACCUCAAAGGAUGAAGAUGCAGUUCACUUCCGAACUUAUGCUAGGCUUUAUAAUAACUUAUUUGCAUUUAGUUCUUUAGAAGGGAAGUUUGAUGCAGGAACAUAUAAAGGCAUAUAUGUAUUUAAGAUGCAUGGGCAGAUGUAUCAUUUUGUUCCAAAUUUAUUGCCUGAUAAUGGUGCCCCUAGAUAUUUGCAGCUGUACUUUUAUGAUGGACAGAAUGAGGGUAAAAAUAGACUAAAAUGUUUUACAGAAGUGAGGCAAGAAGUGAUUGAUAUUCUAAUGCGUGUGUCUCAGCAGAAUCCAUAUGCAGUGUUCUUUCGGUCUCUUAAGGAAAGGCAACUCACUGUAGACACAAAGAUUGUCCUGAAUCAGAGUACAGUGCUAGAUCAGCGUGUCUACAACGCUCCUGCUGUGGAUGAUGUUGCUGUAAUAUGGCCAGAAGAUGCAUCAUCCAGUCAGAGCUCAAGUCCUCAUAUCUUAGUUUAUGGAAAAGGUGAAGAGUCUCAUAGGAUAUAUCAUAACUAUGGUUGUUAUGAUCCAUUGCAAUAUCCUUUAUUAUUCCCUCGUGGAGAAUGCGGUUGGACUCAAGGUUUAAAGAAUCAGUCUCAUGGAACUGCAAGACAAACUGUUUCAUUGCCAGAUCCUAUAAUGUCCUGUGCUGUGCACAGUGCUGAGGAUUUGCUGGAUGAAGAGGAUAAGAGAGCAUCUAAGAAGAACACUAGAGCAGAUAAGUUCAUGUCUGCAAGGGAGUACUACGCCUACAAGUUGCAGAUUCGCCCUGAAAACCUGUUGCUGAGAGCUGGUAGAUGUUUUCAGCAAUAUAUAGUUGACAUGUAUGUCAAGAUUGAAAACACUCGUCUGGAUUAUUUUCGAAAUAAUCAACAGAGUAUACGGGCUGAAUUAUAUCAGGGUAUCUUAGAUUCAUUAGACUAUGGAGAGACUGUUGCUCAUAAUGUAGGGCGUAGGGUAAUCUUACCCCCAACAUUUAUUGGAGGACCUCGAGAUAUGAAGAAAUGGUACCUCAAUGCCAUGGCUCUGGUGCAACGAUAUGGAAAACCUGAUUUCUUUGUAACUAUUACUUGUAAUGCUAACUGGCCUGAAAUAAAGGCUGAAUUAGCUCCUGGUGAAACAGCACAGGAUCGUCCUGAUUUAGUAGCCAGGAUUUUCAGAGCCAAAUUAUUACUUUUAAAGAAGGAAAUAAUGGAUAAAAAAAUCUUUGGUGAAGUUUCUGCAAUGGUGUACGUAGUUGAGUUCCAAAAAAGAGGGCUACCACAUGCUCAUUUCUUAAUCAUAUUGAAAUCAGAGUGGAAAAUGAAAUGUCCUGUUGAUUAUGAUAAGUUUGUGUGCGCUGAGAUACCAUCUGUGGGUAAUAAUAGUCUACGUAAAACUGUUUUGGCACAUAUGAUGCAUGGUCCUUGUGGUGUAUCAAAUCCAGAGUGUCCAUGUAUGCGUAACAAGGCUGGUACAUUGGUCUGUAAAAAUAAAUAUCCUAAACAGUUUUCUGAUGAAACUACUAAUAAUAAAGAUGGUUAUCCUAUCUACAGGAGGCGUGAUACUGGAGAAAUGGUUAAGAUACGUGGCACAUAUCUUGAUAACCAGUGGGUUAUUCCAUAUAAUCCUUACCUUUCAGCACUGUUUGAUUGCCAUUUAAAUGUUGAGGUCUGCUCUACGAUUAAAGCAGUGAAGUACCUAUAUAAGUAUGUAUAUAAGGGCCAUGAUAGAGUGUCAUUCAAUAUAGUGCCUGGAGAGGAUACUUCUGUUGAUGAAAUCAAGCAGUUCCAGUCAGGAAGAUGGGUAUCACCUUGCGAAGCUGCCUGGAGAAUAUUUAGUUUUGAUUUAUUUGAGAUGCAUCCUCCAGUUCUACCAUUGCAAGUACAUUUGCCAAAUGCACAAACUGUGCAUUUGCAUCCACAUGAGAGAUUACAAGCUGUUGUUGCUAAUUCUAAACGGUCACGUACUCAGCUGACUGAAUUUUUUGCAGUCAAUGCAGCCAUUGAAGGAGGUACAGGGCACCUGUAUGGUGAAUUUUGUGAACAUUACAGAUGGGAAGCAAGUAGUAAACAAUGGAAGGAACGAGUUUUAGAUAGAUUUUCUGUUGGUCGGUUGGCAUUUGUAUAUCCUGCAGAAGGGGAGCGUUUUUUUCUUACGCCUACUGCUACUGAAUCCUUGAAAUUAGGUUUAAUAGAAAAUGAUGAUAUUGUAGACUUAACAUUGUCCGAGGCUUCAGAGGUGCAAAUGCCUGAUGCUUUACGCCGAUUAUUUGCUACAGUGCUUAUGUUUUGUCAGACAGCUGAUCCAUCUGCUUUAUGGCUUAAGUUUUACCCCUUUUUGUCCGAGGAUUUCAGUCAUAAAUAUGCUAACAAUGUGUUAAAGAUUCAUCAGUUAACUGUGCAAUCUAUUGAGGGAUACCUUGAAGCUAUGGGAAAAUCAUUGUCAGCGUUUGGUUUAGAGCAUUUAAACGCUCAGGAUGAUGUUGAGUUUAGGAGAACAAAGGAUAUUAUUGAUGCUCUUGAUGCUCCUAUCCCAGAAGAAUGCCUUUCAUGUCGGUCUAGGCUCAAUUCUGAACAAAAUGCUGCAUUUUCAUGUAUUUUGCAAUAUGUCAUUGAAGGGAAACCAGGAGCUUUUUUUAUUGAUGGUCCAGGAGGGACUGGUAAAACAUUUUUAUACAAUGCUUUAUAUGCAGAGGUUAGACUCAUGAACAAGAUCGUUUUGCCAACAGCAACAUCGGGUAUUGCUGCAGCAAAUAUACCUUCAGGGCGCACAGCCCAUUCAAGGUUUAAAAUUCCACUUGAUAGUGAUGCUUCAUUGGCUUGUGAUGUUCCUAAACAAGGUAGUCUGGCAGCAUUAUUGAAGGAAACUACAUUGAUAAUCUGGGAUGAAGCUUCGAUGGCUAAAAAACAUAAUAUUGAAUCUUUGGAUUUACUACUGCAAGAUAUAUGUGAUAAUAAAACUAUGUUUGGAGGUAAAGUUGUUGUGUUUGGAGGUGAUUUUAGGCAAGUGUUGCCAGUUGUACCUCACAGGUCAAUGAAAGAGGCAGUAGAGACCAGUAUUGUGACUUCGUAUUUAUGGCCUAAAUUCAUCAAAUACAGGUUGGUAGAAAAUAUAAGAGCUCAAAACGAUUUAUCUUACUCUAAAUUCUUACUAGCCUUGGGUAAUGGUGAGCUGCAAGAUUCAGAAUCUGCUUAUAUACAUUUACCAGCUCAGGUUGCACAGUUUUGUGACAAUGAAGAGGAUUUAGCUUCUGAACUGCUACGAACGACGUUCCCUGAAAUGAUGCAGGGUAAUCUUUCUGCUGACUGUUUUAUCAAUCGGGCAAUCUUCUGGUGCCUUGCCUACAUAUGUAAUUAUAUACUGCUGCACUGUAAAUGCAAGUGGAAUUAA
This is a messenger RNA of Chenopodium quinoa (quinoa), 4866 nucleotides long. RefSeq lists its product as uncharacterized. The record is from RefSeq and is a predicted model, not a curated record. Gene Ontology annotation, molecular function: DNA helicase activity. Gene Ontology annotation, biological process: telomere maintenance; DNA repair. NCBI's taxonomy places the organism in Eukaryota, Viridiplantae, Streptophyta, Magnoliopsida, Caryophyllales, Amaranthaceae. The transcript is spliced from 11 exons. The coding region runs from base 1 to 4866 and encodes 1621 amino acids.